UGUAGGUGGCGGUAAAUCUCGGAGUUGUUGUUUGCGGACCUGUGUCCAACAUCAGGUAGAAGAAGAAGACAAAGGCGAGCGGAGAAGAAGACGGUACACGAUUAACGUCCAAAAUACUCUACCAGAGAUGGGAGAUAGUGAUGAUGAGUAUGAUCGCAGAAGAAGGGACAAAUUCAGACGGGAGCGAAGCGACUAUGACCGUUCAAGGGAGAGAGAAGACCGACGUAGAGAUGACUGGAAUGAAAGGGAAUGGGACAGGGGCAGAGAACGGCGUAGUCGUGGAGAGUACCGGGAUUAUGACAGGGGGCGGAGGGAGAGAUUCAGCCCACCCAGACACGACAUGAGUCCCCAGCAAAAACGCAUGAGAAGAGACUGGGAUGACCAUGGUGGAGACCCCUAUCGAGGGGGAUAUGAUUUGGGUUACAGUGGUGGAGGAGGACCCAGCUAUGGUCCCCCACAGCACUGGGGACAUCCUGAUAUGCACUUAAUGCAGCCGCAUCAUGGCAUCCCAAUUCAAGCAAGGCUUGGUAACAUUCAUGACUUGGAUUUGGGUCCUCCCCCUCCUAUAAUGAAGACCUUCAAGGAGUUUCUGCUGUCUCUUGAUGAUUCUGUGGAUGAGACUGAGGCAGUCAAACGCUACAAUGAGUACAAGAUUGACUUCCGCCGACAGCAGAUGCAGGACUUCUUUUUGGCUCAUAAAGAUGAAGAGUGGUUUAGGACCAAAUAUCACCCGGAUGAGACCAGUCGACUUAAGGCAGAGGCCCAGAGUGCCCUGCAAAACCGCCUGAAUGUCUUCACCUUUCUGAUGGAGAAUAGUUGGUUUGAUAAUGUCUCCCUGGAGAUAGAUCAGACCCCAGCCAUCAUUCGAGUUCUCGAUGCAGCUGUGAUUAAGAUGGAAGGAGGGACAGAUCAUGAUCUUCGCAUCUUGGAUAUGCCAUCUGAAGAAGAGGAGGAGAAGGAAAAAGCAGCCUCUGCUUCAGCAGGUUCUGAACCUCUCAAGAGGGAAGACAUCAAAGGCUUGGAUGGUGACCGCAAGCCCUCAGUAGAAAAAGACAAAAAUGAGAAGGAGGAGAGUGACUCUGCCAACACUGAAAAGACUGCUGCAGCCGAAGGGGAUGGUUCAAAAGAAGAGGCUGAGAAACAAACAGCCAAAGAUGAAAUGCCUGAACCCAAGAAGAGGAGAAAGAGGAAGCGCAGUGGUGACAGUGACGAUGAAGGCAGCGCCUCAGAGAGCGACUCUGACUCAGAUUCAGACUCAAACUCUAACUGCUCUGACAAAUCUGCGAAGAAUGAAGUUGAAGACAAGGAUGAAGACGAAGAGGAGGGUGAAGAGGAGAAACCAAAGAAUUCUGAAGAGGAGAAGAAGGAAGAAAAGAAGCCUAAAGAUGACUCUCCCAGACCUCGGCCUCUUCACAGGACUUGUUCUUUGUUUAUGAGGAGCAUUGCUCCCACCAUCUCCAAGGCUGAGAUUAUAGCUCUUUGUCGGCGCUUUCCGGGAUUUUUGCGUGUUUGCUUAUCUGACCCCCACCCAGAACGGAGGUUUUUCAGGCGUUGUUGGGUAACAUUUGAUCGUAGUGUCAACAUCAAAGAGAUUUGCUGGAACCUUCAGAACAUUCGACUGCGAGACUGUGAGUUAGCACCAGGGGUGAACAGGGACCUGGCUCGGAGGGUGCGUAAUGUUAAUGGCAUCACUCAGCACAAGCAGGUGCUCCGCAAUGACAUCAAGCUGGCUGCCAAGCUCAUCCAUGCUUUGGAUGAGAAAGGAGAUCUGUGGAGCCACAAGUCCCAAGAAGAGAGGCAGAGCACCGAGCUGCCAGCUCAGAACCCCAUCUUGAAGAACAUCACAGAUUAUCUCAUAGAGGAGGUGAGCGCUGAGGAGGAGGAACUUUUGGGCUCUGGCAGUGGGAUGGAUCCUGAAGAGGGCAUCAAAGAAGGAAACCCUGCAGAGAUAACUGUGGAACGCGAUGAAAAGCUAGUCAAGGUUUUAGAUCGUCUGCUCUUGUACCUGCGUAUUGUCCAUUCAAUUGAUUACUAUAACUCCUGUGAAUACCCCAGUGAGGAUGAAAUGCCCAACCGCUGUGGCAUGAUCCAUGUUCGGGGACCCAUUCCUCCAAACCGCAUUACACACGGAGAGGUUCAACAAUGGCAGAAGAUGAUGGAGGAGAAGCUGAGUCCCUUAUUCAGUUUAAAAGAAAUCUUAUCUGAUGACGAGGCGGGGAAGAUGGGCCGCAAGGAUCCUGAUGAGGAGGUGGAGAAGUUUGUGUUGGCCAACACUCAGGAGCUGGGGAAGGACAAAUGGCUCUGCCCACUGAGUGGCAAGAAAUUUAAGGGGCCAGAAUUUGUAAGGAAGCACAUCCUGAACAAGCACGGUGACAAAAUUGAAGAAGUGAAAAAGGAAGUGGCAUUUUUCAAUAAUUUCCUAAUGGACGCUAAGAGACCGUCGCUGCCAGAGAUGAAACUUCCACCUCUUCCCAUUCCAGGUCAAGGUUUGCUUUCGCCCACCUUGCCAUUUCCUCCUCAAGGUCCUCAGGGUCCGUUGGGCUUUGGGCAGCCUCGUCCACCACUCAUGGGCUAUGGAGGCGGACCUCCCUACCCCCCCAACCAGUACGGAGGAGGUAGAGGAAACUAUGACAGCUUCCGUGGGCAAGGUGGCUACCUGGGGAAGCCACGCAACAUCAGGUGAGACCACUAAUGUCACGAGGUGAUCCACGCAACAUCAUUGAAUAUCGUGACCUGGAUGCCCCAGAUGAUAUGGACUUCUUUUAGAAGGUCCACUCUGUCCUUUCAGUCUUAAAUCUUUACCAGUCAGUUUUCUUUUUAAAAUUUUCAUUGUCUAAAGGGUGCAAACAGGGGCUGUAAACAUGUUUCUCAAUAAAGUUGUGACCUCAUUAAAUGAA
Betta splendens (Siamese fighting fish) is the source of this 2897-nucleotide messenger RNA. It is a transcript of the gene srrt, whose product is annotated as serrate RNA effector molecule homolog (Arabidopsis). Lineage: Eukaryota; Metazoa; Chordata; Actinopteri; Anabantiformes; Osphronemidae. The transcript is spliced from 20 exons. Gene Ontology annotation, cellular component: nuclear body. The record is from RefSeq and is a predicted model, not a curated record. Gene Ontology annotation, biological process: primary miRNA processing; mRNA processing. Bases 128 to 2683 code for a protein of 851 amino acids.